UAACAUGAAUACUAUAUAGAUAUAUAACUAUAGCUGUUUGUGUGAAUAUGAGGUUUUAUAUAGUCUGGAAUCUCAUGAAUUUUGUCAAGGGACUUUUAAACCAAAAAUAGAGAGAGAAAAAAACUACCCACAUUGACUUCUUCCCAGUGCCCCCAAAACUGCUGAAUCUCAAGUACCACUGACAGAAACAGGUACAAGACAGGAAAAUAUUGUUACCAAAGAGGACCAAUGAUGUACAGGGGACAAUAGCCAUGAGAGUCAGUAAUAAAACCUAUGACCCUAGAUGUAUAUAUAGUAUCUUAAUAAUAUUGGAACAGUAUUAGGCUUUAAUAACUUUAGUAGCAUUAUACUAAGCAUUACACUAAGACUUUGGGGAUCCUAUGUAUAUAAGUGCACAAAGUAACAGGAGAACAAAGAAGGAAAGGAAGACAUAGGGGACAAGAGCUCAUAACACACACAUCCAUGAAUUUCAUAGGUGUCCAAAUUAAAGCAAACUAACUACAUCCUCUAGCAGAAGACAAGAGGAUACAUAGUGCAGUGGGUACAGUCUUGAAAUUGAAAUCAAGAAAAUCUGAGUUCCAAUUCUGAUGAACAUAAUAGCUAUGUAACUAGGAGAAAGUUAUAAAAAUUUUCAGCUUGUUUUCUUAUCUAUGAGAAAUAUAAAAUUGGGAGUUUUUUUAAACCAUUACCUUCUGUCUUAGUAUCAUCAAAUCUUAGACAGAAGAGCAGCAAAGUCUAGGUGAAUGGGUUAAAUGAUUUGCCCUGACUCACACAGCUAGGAAGUGUCUAAGUCCAGAUUUUAGCCCAGGUUCCCCUGACUCCAAGCCUGCACAAGGUGCACUAUCUACUACAUAGCUGUCCCAGAAUGGAGUGGUGGGAUAUGGUUUAGGGUUAAUAUUACGCUUACUUCACAGAUUAUUGUGAGGAUCAAAUGAGAAAAAAAUUAAGUGAUUUGCAAAAAAGUUUAAGUGAUUUAGUGUUAUAUAAAUGUUAGUUAUCAUUAUUAAAACAAACAUUAAGUGAAGUAGCAUUUCUGGAAAGACAAUGACAAUAUUUGGUCUACUAAAUGUGCCCAUAACAGGUAGAAUGAAAAAAGAGAAAGAUUUUCAGAUAAGGGAAUUCUCCAUUUCUUAUUAGCUUGGAGAAUGUGGGAAAGUGGAUCAUUGUCAUAUAAUUAAGUGCUCCAUCCCAUUUACUGAAGCAGGCCUAUCUACUACCUGACAAAACCCAAGAGAAAAAGUCUAUAGAGCUGUUUAGCUUGUAACAAACCACUAUCAGUUGUCUCCAUGGCCAACUCAGUAGGGACUCUGACAUUAUUCCCCAAAAUAAUUUAUUCUUUCUAGGAUUAAGCUCAUUCCUAAAUACAGUAUCACAAGUUGUCAAUCAAAUAUCCCUUCAGGGGACAUUAAUGAAAAAACAGUUUUAGAAUAUCUCUAUCCAUCCAAUCAUGGUGUUAAUUCACACAAUACCCACCUAUUUCAAAUUUCAUUGUGGCUUUAGGAGAAGAGAAUCUCUUAAACAAAAAAACUUUUUCUAUAACCAUGAAAUCAUAGCUGAAUUUUUAACAUUGGUGGAAAAAAGGAGGGAUCGGUAGUAAAUAGUAUCUUAUUGCACUAGUAACUUGGUUAUUGUCUUAUCUUAUUAGAGGACAUAAUGCAAAAUAUUCUCUGAGGUUCUGGUUUAUAUUUUGCCAAACCAUAUCACUAUUAAUAUAGUAACUACCCAUUUUUAUUGAGCAGUACAGAAUGCAAUAGAUAAAAUAUGCUGGGACUAAAACUAUAAGUGAAGCCUGCUCUUAGCCCUGAUUUUUCCUUCUAUUAUCCAUUAUUUUCUUUCUAAAUUACUGGAAUGGGUGGGGUCAAAAUGGAGGUGUAGAGGCAGCAAAAGUUCAGACCUCUGAAAACCCUUCAUUACCGAUUAAAACUGAAUACUCCUAGGGGACUGAAAAUCAAACCUAACAACAAGACAGAACCAAGGAACCCCCCUGAUGGACUCAAUUAAAAAGGUAUGUCCACCAAAAGCUGGAAUUCAAGAACACUCAGGUUUAAGGGGAAGGAAGAAGGAAGGUCCCAGAAACCUCUCCUCACCUAGAGUGCUAAGCCUCCAGGGAAGCAGGAACCCCUGGGUGGGCAAAGGUGCUUGUCUGGAGGGUGUACCUUGUGGGCAGGGUUGUGCCAGGCUCAGAGCUUUGAACACAGGUGGUGGGGAAGGAGCUGGAGAGGGAACACUGAGCAGCAACCUGGUCACAGCAGUGUAGACCCUCCAUAUUGCUCCCACUUUCCAGGAGGUUUUGGCCUCAGGGAACAUCCAGCCCAAACCAGUGAACUUAGACCCAUCAAAAGUCUUAAUAGGUUGGGGAAUACCAAGUUCCAACACCCCUCUUUCACAGACUGCUGGACCUUAAUCCAAUCAAAAGCAUCCAGAGAACAGGGAAGCUCAAAUUUUAACACCCAUCCCCUACAAACUGCACUGAGAGAUCUCCUGACAAAGCUCCAAGAGGGGAGAAUGACAGAAAGCCCCCAAACCAAAAUAAUGAGAGGAGCAAGAGCACAGACAACUGAGGGGGAGCAAAGAAGGUAUAAAUAUGAGCAAACAACAGAAAAAGAAAAAAUAAAUUACAGUAGACAGCUUCUAUGCAGGCAAUGAACAAAGAGCAAAUGGAACCAAGGAGGAUCAAGGAACAUCAAGCAAAAACACAGAAACUAAAGCAAAUUGAACACAGACUUUGGAAGAACUCUAAAUAAAAUUCAAAACAAAAUUAAGGGAGACUGAAGACAACUGGUAAAAGAACAUAAAAACUAAGAUAAGUCUUCUGGAAACAGACAAUAGUGUCUUGAAAGUCAAAAUCAACCAGCUUGAAAAUGAGGCAAAGGAGAUGAAAGAUGAGGCAAAGAGGAUGAAACAUGAGGCAAAGGAGAAGAAUGAUAAGGUAAAGAUAAUGGAAGAUGAAGCAAAGGAUAUGAGAGAUGAGAUAAAGAGAAUGAAAGAUGACCUCCAAAGAAAAUCAGUCCAGAAGGAGAAGGAUGACCAAAAAGCCAGGAAUGAAAUCCAGUCUUUAAGAACCAGAAUACAACAACUAGAAUUAAGUGACCUCACAAGGCAGCAGGACACUAUAAAACAAAACCAAAAGAAUGAAACUAUUGAGGAAAAUGUGAAGCAACUCAUUCACAAAACAGAAGAUUUAGAAAGUCGUUCCAGGAGAGACAACUUAAGAAUCAUUGGUCUACUAGAAGACCAUGACAAGAGAAAAAUCCUGGACAAAAUACUACAGGAAAUUAUUUAAGAAAACUGCCCCAAUAUUCUAGAACAAGAGGGAAAAGAGGAGAAUGAAAGAACCCACAGAUUGCCUCCUGUACUUAAUCUCCAACUGACAAGACCCAAGACUGUUAUAGCCAAAUUCAAGAACUAUCAGACCAAAGAAAAGAUAUUACAAGCUGCCAAGAAGAAGUCAUUAAGAUACAAUGGAACCACAGCGAGGAUAACACAGGAUCUGGCUGCAUCCACAUUGAAGGAUCAAAAAGCAUGGAAUAUGAUAUUCCAAAAAGCAAGGGAACUAGGUCUACAACCAAGAAUCAACUACCCAGCAAAACUGACUAUAGUCUUACAGGGGAAAGUAUAGUCAUUCAACAAAAUAGAAGAAUUCCAAGAAUUUGUAAAGAAAAGACCAGACCUGAACAGGAAAUUUGAUGUCGAAGCACAGAACUCGAGAGAAUCAUCAAAAGGUAAUUAAAGAAUAGGGAAAAAAGAAAAACAAAACAAAACAACAAAGAAAUCCAAAUUUUUUUAAACAGACUCAAUAAGUUAAAAUGAUAUAAUCCGUAUAAGAAAAGAGGUCAUUGAGGCUAGGGACGGCAGCUGGAGUGGGGGGGUGAGGGGUGGAAAGGACCGGGACUGGUCCCGGGAGCUUUAUCUCCUUGGCCCUGGGGCCGGCUGCGCUAGAGUGGAUUGGGGAUUGGGUGCGCGUGUACCAUUUUCCGCCUGAGUGCGAAGCUACGCUCCCUCGCUCGCUGUUCCCUGCCUCCGGAAAAGCUGUUCUCCAGUUACCCAGUGUAAUGAUGGGGGAAGAGAAAACUUCUGUAAGAAGUCGCUGUCUUACAUCCAAAGAAAAUGACGAAGAAAAGAAAAGUCCACCCAAAGAAGACACUCUACAUACAUCAGAAGAGACUUGUCAGACCCCAGAAAAUAGUAAAUUUGACAGUGAACAACACCUGAAAAAGAAGAUACUGUUGACAGUAGAGGCAGAGCAGUUGAAGCCAUAUUUUAUGAAGGAAGUAGGCACUCAUUUUGAUGAAUUUGUGACCAAUCUUAUUGAAAAAUCAGCCUCCCUGGAUAUCUCUGGGUCUGUGAACACAUCCUUUGCUGUUCUCAAUGGAGGGAAGAAUCACCACAGAGAUGUGAUUCUGAGAAACCCUCCAGAACAAGGAAAACUUUUCAUUAUGAGAAAGUCUCUGUUGGAUGAGCUAUUUGAGGUAGACCAUAUUCGGACAAUAUAUCAUAUGUUUAUUGCUGUCCUCAUCCUCUUCGUUCUCAGCACAGUUGUAGUGGAUUACAUUGAUGAAGGAAGGUUGGUCCUAGAAUUCAGUCUCCUCUCUUAUGCUUUUGGCAAAUUACCUCAUGUAGUUUUGAUUUGGUUGUACAUGUUCCUAGCUACAUUGAUCAUUUCGUAUGUUCUACUUGAACGCUGGGCCAAGGGAUAUACCGAGAGCUCCCGUCCAUUUUUCCGUUCUUUCUGCUAUGGGAUGCUUUUCAUGUUUUUCCAGAUUUUAGUUUUGGGAUGUGGAUCAACUUAUACUGUAUUGGCCUAUACAUUGCCACCAGCUUCCCGAUUUAUUGUCAUUCUUGAACAGGUACGGUUCAUUAUGAAAGCUCAUUCAUUUAUUCGGGAGAAUGUUCCUCGGGUUUUGGCUGCUGCUAAGGAAAAAUCACGCACUGUUCCAGUACCCCAAGUCAGCCAGUACUUGUACUUUUUGUUUGCACCUACUCUUAUCUAUAGAGACAAUUAUCCCAGGAAUUCCACUAUCAGAUGGAGUUAUGUAGCUACCCGGUUUGCACAGGUUUUUGGUUGCUUGUUUUAUACAUAUUACAUCUUUGAAAGACUCUGUGUUCCCUUGUUUCGGAAUAUCAAACAAGAGCCCUUCAGUUUGCGAGUUUUGGUUCUGUGCAUAUUCAACUCCAUUUUGCCAGGUGUGCUGAUGUUAUUUCUGUCCUUUUUUGUGAUAUUGCACUGUUGGUUUAAUGCUUUUGCAGAGAUGUUACGCUUUGGGGACAGGAUGUUCUAUAGGGAUUGGUGGAACUCAACAUCAUAUGCCAACUAUUAUAGAACAUGGAAUGUGGUGGUUCAUGACUGGCUCUAUUAUUAUGCAUACAAAGACUUCCUAUGGUUUUUUAGCAGGAGGUUCAAAACAGCUGCCAUGAUGUCUGUCUUUGCAGUGUCUGCCAUAGUGCAUGAGUAUGCCCUGGCCCUGUGCUUCAGCUUUUUCUAUCCAGUCCUCUUUGUACUUUUCAUGUUCUUUGGAAUGAUUUUCAAUUUCAUUGCCAAUGAUAAUCGAAAGCGACCUAUUUGGAACAUCAUGAUGUGGACAUCUCUCUUCUUGGGGCAUGGAAUCCUAGUGUGCUUAUAUUCUCAUGAGUGGUAUGCACGUCAGCAAUGCCCUUUAAAAAAUUCCACAUUUCUAGACUACAUAAGACCACGCUCUUGGACAUGUCACUAUGUGUUUUGAAAACCUGAAGUUUUUUUUCCUUGAUUGAAUGUAUGUGCCACCUGAUUCUGGAGAAGCAGCUUUUUACUUAGAAAUAAAAAGCUAUGCCGCGUUGAGUACAAUUGGGUUACUGCAAGGGACUCCGUCCAUUUAUAGGUGACAAAGGUGCCUGUGCCAUGCCAGUCACCUAAAGCCAAGAUAAUGAGUGAAGUCCAGCAGCAUCUUGUUAAGCAGGAAUUUUCCUCUCUUUGGAGAGUAAUCUCUAAGGUACAGACAGAUUUUUGACCGAGUCAGUUCUACACAAAGCUUAAGGGUUAUAUUCAUUCAUUAUUUAUCUCUCUGUACUCAUUUAUUAAACACUUGGGUAUGUUUUUUAGUGACUGAAGUAGCCAAAACACAUGUGAAAAGGUCAUGCUUUGAAUAUCUGUUGUUUGCAACUUAUUUCUCUGAACAUUGUUGUUAUGUGUGUUGAUUAAAAAUGUAUUUGAAAGAGAA
Monodelphis domestica (gray short-tailed opossum) is the source of this 6194-nucleotide messenger RNA. The record is from RefSeq and is a predicted model, not a curated record. Lineage: Eukaryota; Metazoa; Chordata; Mammalia; Didelphimorphia; Didelphidae.